AGUGUUUGUUUGGUGUUACAACAGGAAACGGGACCCGCAGUCGAACCGGUCUGUAUGUUGAUAUUGAAUGAAACGAAGGUUUCCUAAAGAUUAUUCGGUGGCUACUUAAAAAUAAUCCAUUUACAAUUAUUAUUCCUAUUAGGAAGGAAAUUAUCGUAUUUAUGAUACGAAAGCGUUACCGAUAGUUAAGUGGCGUUAAUUAGUUUUAGGUUAAUCCAUAGCAAUGUUUUCGUUCAGUGAAAUCGAAGAAAGACUCGUGAACUCUAAACAGGAGCAUCUUCUGCAGCACUGGGGGAAACUUACAUCAGAAGAACGUGAGUGCUUCCUUCAGCAGUUGAGCGCAAUAGAUUUUGAAUAUAUGAAUGAGAUUUUUUGGAAUGCUACAAAUUUCCGUCAUGAAACCCCCAAAAAACUUGAUACCCGAAUGUCUCCCAUCCCUUCCGCAAGGUACGAAGUUGCAGACCGAGUAUCUCGAGCAGUCCUCGCAGAAUAUAGAACUAUAGGAUUGAAAGAGAUUUCGGAAGAUCAUGUUGCAGUAAUUCUUCUAGCUGGCGGUCAAGGCACAAGACUGGGAGUUACCUACCCGAAAGGCAUGUUUCCCAUCGACAUCCCUUCAGGAAAAACCCUCUUCCAACUACAAGCAGAACGGAUAAGGAGGGUCAUUGAACUUGCCGAAGAGGAGACCGGUAGGCAGGGCAAAAUUUGCUGGUAUAUAAUGACAAGUGCAGCUACUCAUGAGAGCACAGCAAAUUACCUUGAAAAACACGAAUAUUUCGGGAUUCAUAAGGAAGAUGUCGUCCUUUUUCAACAAGCAUCGUUGCCCUGUUUUACCUUCAGUGGAAAAAUUAUUUUGGAGAAAAAGGAUUCUAUUGCACUGGCGCCUGAUGGGAAUGGUGGAAUUUACGAGGCUAUGCAAAAACAUAAAAUUGUUGCCGAUAUGCAGAGAAGGGGAGUUAAGUAUGUCCAUGUGUACAGUGUGGAUAAUAUCUUGGUGAAAGUUGCAGAUCCAGAAUUUAUAGGGUAUUGUGUGAAAAAAGAAGCAGACUGUGGCGUCAAAGUCAUUCCCAAAAGAAUCCCCAACGAGCCUGUAGGAGUAGUGUGUGAAGUUGAUGGAGUCUUUCAAGUAGUAGAAUAUAGCGAAAUAAGUGAAGUGACUGCUAGUCAACGAAACAGAUUAGGAGAAUUGGUUUUUAAUGCCGGAAACAUAUGCAAUCACCUUUUCACAACCGAUUUCCUUGAGAAUAUGUCAGAGGUUAAUGCUGAUGAACUUGAUUUGCACGUUGCGCAAAAGAAAAUCCCCUUCAUCGGAGAUAAUUUGGAAAUCAUUCGGCCAACAGAUCCUAACGGUAUCAAAAUAGAAAAAUUCAUUUUCGAUGCUUUUAAAUUCUCCUUAAAUUUCGUAGUAUGGGAAGUGCCGAGAUGUACAGAUUUUAGUCCUUUAAAAAACUGUGAUAAUACUUCUAGAGACUGUCCUGCUACUUGCAGGAGAGACCUACUCAAACUACAUAAGAGAUACGUUCAAAGAGCUGGAGGCGUAGUUGUGUGUGACGAACUGGAAAUUUCACCGCUGUUAUCAUAUGCAGGUGAAAAUUUAGAAGAAAUAGUUCGUGGAAAACAAUUCUUUUCCAAGACCCUAUUAGUUUCCAAAUCCGAACAAUCAAACAAUGAGUCUUGAGUUUAUGGCAUUCCAUUAUAAAUACCAAUUAGGCCAAUCAGUUUAGAUUUCAAUAUAAAAAAUAGGCAUUGAAUGAAUUUUUUGCAAACCGUAGAAGCAAUCAUGAUCAUUCAGUAAAUUUGCAAAUAUAUAAAAAGGUAUUAGUAUCAGGAAAAUAUAUGAAGUUAAUAUUUCUAGCAAUGUAUUGUCUCUGAGGUGAAAUUUUUCUAUUUACUCUAUUUGUGUUUUUUUUUCAAAAUACAUUUCUAAAAAAUUAUAAA
Molecule: messenger RNA, 1935 nt
Organism: Leptinotarsa decemlineata (Colorado potato beetle)
Lineage: Eukaryota; Metazoa; Arthropoda; Insecta; Coleoptera; Chrysomelidae
Product: UDP-N-acetylhexosamine pyrophosphorylase
Biological process (GO): UDP-N-acetylglucosamine biosynthetic process
Molecular function (GO): UDP-N-acetylglucosamine diphosphorylase activity
Source: RefSeq, a predicted model, not a curated record